GAGGACGCGAAAAACGGCAACCGACCGCUGCACAUCGCGGCGCAGAACGGGUUUACGCACGUCUGCAAGCUGCUAAUCGCGAAGCACGCGGAGAUCGACGCGACGAACGCGAAGAACAACACCGCGUUGCACAUGGCGCUCGGGUACGACUACGACGAGUGCGCGGAAUUUUUGGUCAACGCGGGCGCGGACCCGAUGAUCGUGAACGAGGAAGGG
Messenger RNA from Micromonas pusilla CCMP1545, 216 nucleotides. RefSeq lists its product as uncharacterized. Gene Ontology annotation, molecular function: protein binding. NCBI's taxonomy places the organism in Eukaryota, Viridiplantae, Chlorophyta, Mamiellophyceae, Mamiellales, Mamiellaceae. The annotation marks the transcript as partial. The transcript has a single exon. The record is from RefSeq and is a predicted model, not a curated record.